This is a messenger RNA of Varanus komodoensis (Komodo dragon), 5531 nucleotides long. It is a transcript of the gene RELL1, whose product is annotated as RELT like 1. Gene Ontology annotation, cellular component: plasma membrane. Gene Ontology annotation, biological process: positive regulation of p38MAPK cascade. The transcript is spliced from 8 exons. The coding region runs from base 786 to 1478 and encodes 230 amino acids. The record is from RefSeq and is a predicted model, not a curated record. Lineage: Eukaryota; Metazoa; Chordata; Lepidosauria; Squamata; Varanidae.
GUUGCUCCCAUUUAAUAUGACUUGGUAUGUCUGAUGUCCAGUUUGUUUUAUUAAACUACUUUUCUGGACUGUGUGAAUAGCAGUCAGGGUGAAGGCCGGACACAGCGUUGGCCAUCCUGUAUGAUGAGCUAUGGCCGAGAGAGACUGAGGGAAUGUGACCUUUUUGAUUCAUCUUGAUAUCUCAGGGUCUUUCAAUCUCAUCAGCCAUGGUUAUUCUUCUGGGACAGUUGUCUGAACUGGGAGUGAGAGGCACUGGAUUGCAGUGGUUUCAUUCCUGCUUGGAUGUUUGGCAUCAUAAGUUGGAGCCUGGUGAAUAUUGCUCGGUGGAUUCUCCAGUAAGAGGUCAUAGAGGGGUGAGGGUGUAGACAAGUGAGAUUGGUCUGGCUGCAACAAUGAACUGGAUAAAGGCAAAUAAAUGGAACCUCAAUCCAGACAAGACUGGGUUGCUGUUUUGACUGGAUGGAGAGCAAUUUGUUCUGGAUGGAGUUACGUGCUUCCUGAAGGGGCGGGUUUGUGGCUUGAGGAUUCUGCUAGUGCCAUCUUUGCCACUUCAAGGUCAGGGGACCUUAGUGCCACUCCAGUGACGUGCAGUGACUUUGUUUCAUAGUCCAGCUAUAUACCCCUAUCUGGCUAGAUAGAGAUAAUCUGGCUUCAGUCAUCCACAUUCAGCCAGUAUUGAUGUUUUGGCAAGUCACAGCAACGAGAACACUCCAAGUAAUGAUGUGGCAACAGGUAGCGCGCAUCCUGAAUAUAUUGCUUAUUUCCUGAUUCCUGUAUUCUUCCUUAUGGGGCUCCUGGGGAUUUUCAUCUGCCAUAUAUUGAAGAAAAAGGGUUAUCGGUGUACAACGGAAGCAGAGCAAGAAGAGGAGAAACUUGAAGAAAAGAUAGAGUUAAAUGACAGUACAAAUGAUAAUGGUGACACUGUGGGAAAAAUUGUUGACUACAUUAUGAAAAAUGAAGCUAAUGCUGAUGUGCUGAAGGCCAUGGUGGCAGAUAACUCUGUGUAUGAUCCAGAAAGUCCAACGAGUCCAACUACUCCAGGCAGUCCAACGAGUCCAAUUUCUCCUUUGUCAAGUGGAGGUCCUCAGUCAAAACAUACUUGCCGAGGUCGUCACUUGCAUACAGUUGGUGGAAUUGCGGGCACAGAGGCGUGUACUCGCUGCAGUCAGAAAAGAUGGCAUCUAUUCAGUCCUGCUAAAAAAUCUAAAGAUGCAAGAAAAGCCCGGCAUGGAGAAGUCACAGUGCUGUCUGUGGGAAGAUUUAGAGUCACUAAGGUGGAACACAAAUCUGCUUCAAAGGAGCGUAGAAACCUGAUGUCUGUCAGCAGUGGAGAAGGCGUCAAUGGUGAAAUGCCAGCCACUCCUGUCAAAGAAGACUCUAAAGAGGCGCCAGUUACACCUGCUAUCAAGCAGGGCUCAAAACAGCUGCCGUCCACACCUGCUGAGCAAGGGAGCAGAGUGAGAACUGAUGCAGACUAAUGCUUGGGUAUAGCAAGUUACUGAAACCCAAUGUGAGGUGGAAGGCUUUAAGAAAAAUCACAGAAACAAUGCCAUUUAGAAAAAAUAUCAAAAUUUCCCCAAGACAUAUUUGUAAAUGCACCGUUGAUGUGCAUAACUUCUGUGACUGAAUCGCUACAGGAUUUGGUCCCAGGUAUUUAAUAUUUUUAGUAACUCAGAAUGUAAUGACAUUUUUAUAAGUUGAAGCCAACCAGAACAUGGUCAGCAGUUUUAUAUUUUAAAUAUGUGUUUUUACUUCUAAGAAAGCAGAACCUGAUGGGAUCCUUCAUUGAAUGGACAAAACAUUAAUCCGUUUGCCAAAAUAGGCCUUCUGCUAUGUUACAAUGGAUAUUGCAUUGCAUUACAUUUUUAGAGGAGUAGUUUGAUACAUUGCACAUUUUUGUAAACAGUGUGGGAAAGGACCAAAACUGUGAGCCAUGUUUUAAAUUUAAUUUAUUGCUAAAAUACCAAUGACUGCUACAUUAAAAGUACCAUCUAAUUAUGUUUUCUCUGCAUACUUACCGUAUUUAAUAUUUUUGUGCUCAUAGCAAUCUGUGCCAUCUCUAUCAAGCUGUACAGUUUCCUCCUGAGUACAGGUACAUAUACGUACAUGUGCUGAUACAUCAAGUCUUUUCAUGGGUCUUGGUAGAUAUUGCUUAAAUCCUGAAAAAUCUCAGAGCACCUUAGUCCACUUAACAGAUUUUUAAAUCAGUGACUAUGGAACCACUUUUUGACUUUUUUUCCUGUAUGUGAAUUGAUCUUCAGUUGUGACUUUUCUUCUGGCUGAUAGUUCUUCUUUGGGCAAAUUGUGACAAUUAAUAUGCUUCUGAGUUCUCUAAUAUCAUGCAUCUGGUGGAGAAUUUCAUGUGUUAGUACUGCUAAAUGCCCUCCAGAGAACUGUGAGAAACACUACUCGUAACACUAGGAUUGGCAUUACCCAGGAAAGUAGCGACUGUCAGAGCUACCUGAUUUCCAAUGUCAAAAAGGCAACCUUCGAUAAUGGAUUCUUACUUUGUGUAUGACUAAAUAUAUAAGAUGUCAAGAUCAGGAAGUUAUUUAGAAUUACAAUAAAUAAAACAUGUCAUUUUAGAGGUGUAUGUUCUUGAAGGUUUCUUUCCCUACCUUUCUCUAUUUUGAAUUUAGCAGAAAUUGACCUAAAUAACCUAAUAAUAUCAAUUGAUUAAUUCUUUAUUCAGGCAUUGAACAGCCAAUAAAACUCAAAAUUACAUUUAGUUAAAAUAAGAAAAAUACAGCACUUCUAAAAUUACAGUAAUUAAGAUAAGGAAAAUAAAAGCAUUCUGGUAGAACCUAACAACAUUUAGGGUUAAUUCUACCAUGCAUUGUACAAACUAUCAAACAGAAUUUGGCUGUAGUCAAGGAGAUAAAAUUGGAUUGAUUGGAUAAAAGUAUCCUAAGAGAAAAAGAAUCAGUGCGACCAGGAUAUUUAGAAGAGAGUGGAAAUAACAGUUCCUGGCGAGCACCUGUAUAGAGAGGGCAAUAAAGAGUAACAUGCUUCAGCGAUUCAAUUACUUCUCCUCCACAUGGACAUAGUCUUUGUUCAAGGAUAUUUUGUGAUACCUCCAUUCAGUAAUGACUGUUGGGAGGACAUUCAGUCUAGCUAGAGAUAAAGCCCUUCUGAAUUUGGGGAGCAUUAUGCGAUUGAGGUAUGUAGCUGGUUGAAGAUGAAUAACCAUAUAAUUGCAAUUUGGCCUGAAUUGCCUGGUUCCAGAAGCUGUGAAAGCUGUUAGUCAUAAUUAAAGGGACCAAGCCAGCUGGAAAGAAGAGGAGCUUGAACCAGUAGGGAAAGAGGUAAAUCCAGGUCGAAGUUUCAAUUUGAAGAAGACCAGCUUCACAUUGAAGGACCAUAUUUGAAAUGCAGUGGGGUGCUUGAAAGAUGGUCCUCAGGAACUUAGACUGAACUCUUUCCAAGGGAAGAAAAGACCUGUAAGGUCCCAAUUGAGCUCCAAACAGGAGCUGGACUUGAAUCUUAGCUGAGAAGACUUAAAUUGCUGCAGGUAUAUACUGUGAGCCUUUAGAGAAAUACAAAGUUUGUACAGACACUGUUCUUAUGCAUUUAAGAUGACAUAGUUGGCUUGAGAUUAAUGGUGACCCAUAGCAAGAAAGACAAUCCCCAAAUAUUUGCAGGACAUAACUUCCUCAAUUAGAUUAUUAAGUCACCAAACAUGCAUCUUAGGGCACUUGGCAAAAACCACAACUUUGGUUUUAGAGUAGUUAAAUUCUAAACCAUCUUGCUGGCAAUGCUCAGCUAGCACAUGGAGUGCCCAUUUCAGGUCAAUCUGUGUUUGAGAAAUCAGCAGAGCAUCAUCUGCAUACAGAAGAGCGGAGAUGUGUCUGUUUCCCAAUUUCGGAGGAUGAAGAGAAGGGCUGUUAAGUUUAUCAAUAAGGGAAUUGAUGUAUAUAUUAUAAAGCAGAGGGGCUAGUAUACAUCCUUGUUUCACUCCCCUCUUAACUGGAAUUUCUUUAGUGCAGUGUCCUUGGACAUUGCAGCCUAAAGCUUAAUAAUAGUGUGAGACAAUAUUUAACCAAAAUAUAUUUUGGAAACACUACACCUCAUCUAAGUUCCUUCUUUUCUAAAGCUUAGGAGGAGAAACAAAAACCCAGCAGUGUCUUUUAUAAUACAACCCGUAUAGACUGAAAAACUGAAAUUCAGUUGGAAUGUCAACACUUUUUAAUAGUUUUCUGGGCUUGAAAGGAAAAAAAUGGUUAAGUUAUACUUUUAGAAGCAGACUAAGCAAAAUGAAAUACAGUUUUAUUAAAAGCAGAUGUCCCUUCUCUACUAUACAACACUUUUUGCAAGGGUUGGAUGAAAAGUACAAAUACCUUUGUGUCUUGCAAAAGAAAAAGAAAACAAAAACACUCCUUUGGGGCUCUUCAUAGGUUGUGGAGACAUGUAAAUGGAUGAAAAUGUUUGCCUGCUCAGAAUGAAAGAAACAGUGAGCCCUGCUCACCUCAAAGUGGCCAUGUGGCAUCUUGUAAUAUCAUAAUAGCUGUAACCCAAAACCAUAGGAAGAGGUACCUGCAACAAAACGAUAGGGAAAGUGCAUCUUUUCAGUACUCCAGGCAGGCAGCUACACUCACCUCCGUGAUACUCCAGACCAGUUCCCUUCCCACCUUUCUCAUUGGCAUUUCUCUCCAACAGUCAGCAUAUUCUGAUCUCUGAGCAUGCUUAAUUCUCAUUUGGCAGAUUGGGAUGUUUCACCUGUACUUAGGUGACGUUUGGGCUUCCCAAAAGCUAGCUGAUACCUCCCUCUUGUGUAUAGAAUAGAUUGUGCCCUUUCAGCUACAUUAGGACCUACAUAUACUUCUGAACUUUUGAAAUAGUGGGACUGAUAAAUUAGGCCCAACUAACUCGUCCAAUUGACUUCAGUGAGACUUAGGCCCAACUCUUGCUCAUGCUUAUGUGAUGCCUUAUUGGCUAGAAUCAGGUAGUAUGAAAAUCAAUUUCAAUAUAUUGGAAGAGGGUUGGAAUAAUAUUUUAAAAGUCUGUUGUGCUUAUACAAAGGCCUAUGGCAUGGAGAACAUGAGAUCUCCAGUUAGGAAAGCCAGUCUACAUUCGGAAACCGGAUUGUUCUAGACACAGUCACUCAUGUACAGAAGAAUGCACAAGGUGAGGGGGAAUUCUGUAUCCAGCAUUGGAGUUACCCAGCUCAGCAUCCAACAACUUUUGAAAACAGCCUAGUGUCUCCUGUACUAGAUCACCUGUACCAGAGCAGUCUGCACUGACCAUUAGUUUUUAAGUACAAAUUCAUGCAUAUAGCAGCUUCUCUUUUUGCUUUAAAAAUCUUUUGAUUGUGGAAGUGGUGUUUAUUUGCUUGAAUAAGAGAGUGUAUCACAGCCUUCUUGUAAUAUGGGAUGCUCUAUCAGCAUGAUGGUGUGCUAUAUGGGUCAGCAUAGUAAAGCCUAGAAAAGCUCACUUUUCACAUGUGUGUGCAUUACAUGUAUUUUAAUGAUACGGUUUGUGUAAAUAUUUUGUACUACUUGACACAAUAAACAUUACACAAUUCUUUUUUAAAA